Octodon degus (degu) is the source of this 3032-nucleotide messenger RNA. It is a transcript of the gene Dvl1, whose product is annotated as dishevelled segment polarity protein 1. Gene Ontology annotation, biological process: intracellular signal transduction; canonical Wnt signaling pathway. Gene Ontology annotation, cellular component: cytosol. The transcript has 15 exons. Gene Ontology annotation, molecular function: frizzled binding. The record is from RefSeq and is a predicted model, not a curated record. NCBI's taxonomy places the organism in Eukaryota, Metazoa, Chordata, Mammalia, Rodentia, Octodontidae. The coding region runs from base 94 to 2190 and encodes 698 amino acids.
GGGCGCGGGCCGGCGGGCGGGGAGCGUGCCCAGCGUCCGAGCCGAGGGCCGGGCCCUGAACGCCGCGCGGGCCGUGCGCUUUCGCCGCGCACCAUGGCGGAGACCAAGAUCAUCUACCACAUGGACGAGGAGGAGACGCCGUACCUGGUCAAGCUACCCGUGGCCCCGGAGCGCGUCACGCUGGCCGAUUUCAAGAACGUGCUCAGCAACCGGCCCGUGCACGCCUACAAAUUCUUCUUCAAGUCCAUGGACCAGGACUUCGGGGUGGUGAAGGAGGAGAUAUUUGAUGACAACGCCAAGCUUCCCUGCUUCAAUGGCCGUGUGGUCUCCUGGCUGGUCCUGGCCGAGGGGGCUCACUCAGACGCAGGGUCCCAGGGCACCGACAGCCACACGGACCUGCCCCCAGCCCUUGAGCGGACAGGUGGCAUUGGGGACUCCCGGCCGCCUUCCUUCCACCCAAACGUGGCCCACAGCCGCGAUGGGAUGGACAACGAGACUGGUACAGAGUCUGUGAUCAGCCACCGGAGGGAGCGAGCCCGGCGUCGGAACCGUGAGGAGGCCACGCGCACCAAUGGGCACCUGAGGGGGGACCGGCGGCGGGACCUGGGGCUGCCCCCGGAUAGCACGUCCACUGUGCUGAGCAGCGAACUGGAGUCCAGCAGCUUCAUUGACUCAGAUGAGGAGGACAACACAAGCCGGCUGAGCAGCUCCACUGAGCAGAGCACCUCUUCUCGGCUUAUCCGAAAGCACAAGCGCCGGCGCCGGAAGCAGCGCCUGCGGCAGGCAGACCGGGCCUCCUCCUUCAGCAGCAUCACCGACUCCACCAUGUCUCUGAACAUCAUCACUGUCACGCUCAACAUGGAGAGGCAUCACUUCCUGGGCAUCAGCAUCGUGGGCCAGAGCAACGACCGCGGCGACGGUGGGAUCUACAUCGGUUCCAUCAUGAAGGGCGGGGCUGUGGCUGCUGAUGGCCGCAUCGAGCCUGGCGACAUGUUGCUGCAGGUGAAUGACGUGAACUUUGAGAACAUGAGCAAUGAUGAUGCUGUGCGGGUGCUCCGGGAGAUCGUGUCCCAGACAGGGCCCAUCAGCCUUACUGUGGCCAAGUGCUGGGACCCGACCCCCCGGAGCUACUUCACCAUCCCAAGGGCUGACCCUGUGCGGCCCAUCGACCCAGCCGCAUGGCUGUCUCACACAGCGGCGCUGACGGGUGCCCUGCCCCGCUAUGGUACGAGUCCCUGCUCCAGCGCUGUCACACGCUCCAGCUCCUCCUCACUAACCAGCUCAGUGCCUGGUGCUCCACAGCUGGAAGAAGCACCACUGACGGUGAAGAGUGACAUGAGCGCCAUUGCCCGGGUCAUGCAGCUGCCAGACUCUGGGCUGGAGAUCCGUGACCGCAUGUGGCUCAAGAUUACCAUUGCCAGUGCUGUCAUUGGGGCGGAUGUGGUAGACUGGCUGUACACGCAUGUAGAGGGCUUCCGGGAGCGGCGCGAGGCCAGGAAGUAUGCUGGCAGCAUGCUGAGGCGCGGCUUCCUGCGGCACACGGUGAACAAGAUUACCUUCUCUGAGCAGUGCUACUACGUCUUUGGGGACCUGUGCAGUGAUCUCGCAGCCCUGAAUCUCCACAGUGGCUCCAGUGGAGCCUCGGAUCAGGACACCCUGGCCCCGCUGCCCCACCCAGCCACCGCCUGGCCACUAGGCCAGGGCUACCCAUACCAGUACUCUGGGCCCCCACCCUGCUUCCCGCCCGCCUACCAGGACCCCGGCUUCAGCUAUGGCAGUGGCAGCGCUGGGAGCCAGCAGAGUGAAGGGAGCAAAAGCAGCGGGUCCACCCGGAGCAGCCGCCGGGCCCCAGGCCGAGAGAAGGAGCGUCGGGCGGCUGGAGCUGGGGGCGGGGGCAGCAGCAGCGAGUCAGACCCUGCAGCACCCAGCGGACUAGGCAGCACCAGCUGGCGGGAGCGUCCUGUCAGCCAGCUCAGCCGGGGCAGCAGCCCACUUAGCCAGGCCUCAGCUGUUGCUCCGGGGCUCCCUCCGCUGCACCCCCCAACAAAGGCCUACACAGUGGUGGGUGGGCCCCCUGGGGGCCCACCUGUCCGGGAGCUGGCUGCCAUCCCCCCAGAAUUGACUGGUAGUCGCCAGUCUUUCCAGAAGGCCAUGGGGAACCCCUGUGAGUUCUUUGUGGACAUCAUGUAACUGGCAGCCAGUGCCUUCAACCCUAUCCAAGGCAGGCACUCCAACCUGCCGCACUGGGAGCCAGUGGGCUUUCCUUAGUGGUGGCCAGCUGGGGAUGGGCCAGCCCAGCUGGGGCUCUGGGCCCAGUAGGCAGCGAGUAUAGGCUGGAGGUCAGGGGUGAGGGCAGCCGCCUCCUCCUGGGCCCCAUACAGUGAGCAGCUGUGUCCCUGCACACUGUUUGGGAGGAGCCAUCCUUUCGUUAGGCAAGUCUGAUCUGCCUGAGCAUGUGGCUCUGGGAACCUCCCUUGGAGGACACUCUUGGGCGCUCUGUGUUGACCCCAGAGCGAUGCAGGGGGUGUCUCCUGAAGCCCCUCCUCAGCCGGCUCCCUGGCCCUGCCCGUCACACCCAGGCGGUGGUGUGCCCAGGCCCCUCUGGUCACCCAAGAGUGGGAUCUAACUUAUUUAUUUAUUGCCUGCCUGUUGUGGGGGUGGCAGCUGGGCAGGUGUUCCCGCCCCACACAACAAGGGCGCUCUGCAUGUUCCCGCAGUACUCUGGGACUCAGUAGGUGUAAGGAGCACAGUUCAGGGUGGAAGGUGGGGAGCAGGGAGGGGCCUCGUGUAAUGUACAGGGUCUUGCUGGAGGCAGAUGGGGUCUUGAGAAGAAAGGAGCCAGCCUGGCCUGGCCUUGCUGUCCUUGGGCCACCCACCUGCUGCCCACUGGCUUCUUGGCACACCUGGCCUUGGCACACCUGGCCUCUGCACACCUGCGCUGUAGAUACUGUCAAAGUCCAAGCAUCUGGGUAGUUCACUAGAGCUGCUUCUGUGUAAAUGCUAUUUUAAACACUAAAAAGCGUUUAAUUUUA